UCACAAUAACCUUAAGGCAAACUUCUGCUUCUCCUCAUGGUCAUUUCCAAACAGGACGCUGGUGUAUCCUGUUCCAUCUCCCCAUCCGUGCAGCAAGAAGUCCAAGAUGCAGACUGUGUGGGUGAUGCUGAUCUGCCUGUCUGGAGGGCAGUUUGCAAGUGCCACACGCUGCAAGACCUAUGGCACCAUCCCAGGCAUCCCAGGGUCACCAGGACAGCCUGGCACCAACGGCAGAGAUGGGGAGAAUGGCCUAAAGGGUGAACAAGGUCCUCCUGGCCAGGUGGAGUAUGAAGGAGACAUGGGGGAGAAGGGAGACCCAGGAAUUCCGGGGUACCCUGGGAAGAUCGGCCCCAAGGGCCCCCCGGGCUCAAGGGGAUUGCCAGGUCCCAUAGGACUCCCAGGCCCUCAUGGGGACUCUGGUGACUACAAGGCCACUCUCAAGUCUGCCUUCUCUGCUGCUAGGAGCAUUAGCUCCUACCCACGCCGGGAGCAGCCCAUCCGCUUUGACCGCAUCAUCACCAACGAGAAGGGCCACUAUGAGAACCGGUACGGGCGCUUCAUCUGCCGGGUCCCAGGCAUCUACUACUUCACCUACCAUGUCACCUCCAGGGGCAACCUUUGCCUCAACGUGAAAAGGGGCCGGGGUGGCAGCAGAGGCGAGAAGGUGGUGACCUUCUGUGACUACGUGCACAGCAGCUACCAGGUCACCACGGGUGGUGUGGUUCUCAAGAUGGCAGCGAAUGAGUCUGUCUGGCUGGAGCCAACAGAGAAGAACUCUUUGGUGGGGAUCGAAGGGUCCGACAGCGUAUUCUCCGGGUUCCUCAUCUUCCCCGAGGUUUAGCCCCUUUAAGGUUCUUGCAGCCCUCCUGAUGUUGGCUGGUCCCUGCAGGGCUGAGGACUCCCCUGGAAAUGACUUCACUCCAGAUUUGGCACCCUAAGUGCACUGCUGCCGGUCUUGCAUAUUAAAUGACAGCUCCCUGUGUUGCUGGUC
Molecule: messenger RNA, 991 nt
Organism: Tyto alba (common barn owl)
Lineage: Eukaryota; Metazoa; Chordata; Aves; Strigiformes; Tytonidae
Gene: C1QB
Product: complement C1q B chain
Molecular function (GO): protein binding
Source: RefSeq, a predicted model, not a curated record